GAGAGAGCGAGCCCGCAUACCAGUGCCCGGGUAUCAGUUUUAGUGUCAUGGGGUAUUGGGUGUCCCAUGCCGCCAGCGACAGGUUGGUCCAGUCGGGCACCAGCACCUGCCCGCCCUCACGCCCUCCCGCCCUCACGCCCUCCGUCUGCCCGGGUUUUCGUCUGCCCCAAGAGUGCUGGCUUGAGACUCGUUCGUAACGUUCAGUGACUGCGUUCUGAUACGUUCAGUGGUUACGUUCUAUCACGGCGUUCUGUGUUUACGUUCUGAUACACUUUGCGUUUUGCUUGUUCUCCUACGUUCAAUAACUGCGUUAUGCGACGUUCAGGGAUUACGUUCUAUGACUGCGUUUUGUGACUACGUUCAGCUAUGUUCUAUUACGUUCAGUGACUGCGUUCUGCUACGUUAAUUGGCUACGUUCAAUGACUACGUUCUCCUGCGGUCUGUGACUACGUUCAGUGACUACGUUCUCCUGCGGUCUGUGACUACGUUCAGUGACUACGUUCCGCUACACUACUUCGCUCUUUUGUGUUUUGCUACGUUUAGUGACAGCGUUCUGUUACGUUCAACGACUACGUUCAGCAACGUUCUGUGCCUUCGUUCUCUGAAAGAUAUCAGAUCAACCACAUGCUUUUCGCAAUCAAUUAACCUAUGCUGAUAUCGCCUUCUCUAUAACAUGGACUCUCGAGAAACAAGAAGAAACUCCAUGGUGUAGGUUUCAAGGUCAUGUCCUCAGUAAUGUUGUAUGUAAUGAAACGCAUCGCAAGCUUAUUUUGGGCGUCGAAAUAAUCAUUUGCUGAGUUUGUCAUCGCUCCUAGAUGAUCGGAUUCACUCAGCUUGAGAAGGAGCUUUGCACGACAUGUCUUCACGAUUCCUCGUUCUCCUUUUGGUUUCGGGUGUGAUGGUGGAAAGUGCUCCUGGUGACAGCACUCCUUUUCCUGAUGACUUAUUCAACCUAGAUGACUACGAUGAACUGUAUUAUGAUGGGAUGUAUGAUAACUACGAUUAUAAUUAUAGCCUGGAUGAUGGUGAUAACGAAGAGGCGUAUCAGGAUAUCGCCAACUUGGUUCCAUCUGUGAAUGCCACGUCCCAGCCAACCGUUCUUGACAGCCAGCCACCUCCUGCCACGGCUGACUCCGAACACAGCACAGCUUCUCCGGGACGAGAGGCUUUUAAUGACUCCCAGCCAACCGACCACGAGGAACUUGAUGAUAUCAUUUCGAAACUGUUAUUCUUUGGGCCUCAGCCUGUUCCGACGGAGUCACAAAGUCACUUCCGCGGAGACCUACCUCCUUCUUUGGAUUCUGAGGAAGAUGUGAGCGACUCUAGCGACCUACAGUUCACUCUCCCGUUGGAUGAUCAUUCUCAGCAUAAUGUUAGCGAUCCAGCAGAGGGAGGUCAGUUGGAAGAAAGGACGCAGGAGGAAAGUCCGAGUGGUACUUGGCCUCUGACACCUGUAUUCCUCUCGUUACCUGAGGUGGAAGGAGAGAUUGAGGAUUCCGGGUCCCUCAACAUAACGGAUGAUGCGGAUUAUGGUGAUGACGAUGGGGAUAUGGAGACAGCGACGGAAUUCACUACAGGUGUAGAAACAACCCCGAGCUUAACAAAUCUGGUCACAGUGCAAACGCCAGUGCCUGAAACCACGAACAGUUGGACUUGGUUCUACAUCAUCCUGUCUGGCAAGUGCCUACGUGUAAAUUUUAACGACGGUGCUGAUCUUAUUUCUGAUUUCAUAGCCUCGUUUUCUUCACUCCUACUCUACGACAGGGAAUAUAUAGUUGUUGAUUCUAUGUCUUGUUCAAACGACAAACUGGCAGUGAACAUGUCAGUCGAUUCGAAUAUCUAUCCCAACUGCGAGAAUGACCUGGGGACACUGCUCUCGCACAGGAACAUCAGGAUCAAACUGCACAACACUUCUUUUUACAUGGAAUCCUUCGAGACAAAGAGGUCGCUAAUCUUUGAGACGAAACCGGAGAAGAAGGAGGAUAAGCCGGACAUUCUCCUCUUCACUCUUAUAGCUGUCGGCAUCUCGCUACUCUGCCUCUUGAUCGCCGGUUUGGUCUACGCAGUGUACCAGUGUACCAGGGCCAAGACUCCUCCAUCUGACCCGGUCAAGUACGUGCCGGAAUCACCUCGUAGCCUGAGACCGAAGUUCGAGACGGAGCAAGGGAUCAAGGCGUCCGAGAAGCGUCCUCACGGGGUCAACAUGUACAGGAGUUACAGUGACCUUAGUGCCCCUGACCUCUACAGUCAUCUUGGGUCUUUUGACUCGACCGGGAGUGCCAGAAGCGAAAUGUCGGCGGUGCCCACAGCCCAUCUGAAGAUUUCACUGGAAAAGAAGAAGAAGAAGGAGAAGAAGAAGAAGAAGAAGAAGAAGGAUUGCGAUGAUAGUGGCCUCAGCGACAUUGCGGGUUACGAGGAAAUGUGGACGGAGAGUCUGACGGAGACCAGCGAGGAGUUCAUGACGAUCCGGAACCUUGAACACCAAGGCUUCGACGUUCAAGACUGAGAUCAAGGAAUCGGAGAAGGACAGCCUGGAUCCCCUCCUGAGAAACAUACACGACAACAGCUCUCAGGAGAAGGAUAACAAGUCGGUGCCCCCCAUAGACAGCACCGAGUCGUCAACCAACUGUCCCUCCCCUUCAGUGGGCAAGAAAGGUGUCCUCAAGAGCUUGGACGACCUCAUCUCCAGUAGCAACCCAGACAUCAAUUCCUACAGUGCUUAUUCCGCCACAUACUCCAACACGACCAUCAACAUCUCCAGCGCCUCGUCGGCUAUUUUCUCCACGACGAACACCUCCUCCUACGCUCCAACAGACUCCUCCCCCAUGACCUACACAUCCACCAACACCUCCUCCUUCGGCACGACGGAAGGAAAGCCCUCUUCCUCAGCUACCAGUGCCUCUGCGGAGAACCUUUGUCUAACACGCAUAACGUUCAUGGGUAUGGAAAACCCCUCGUUUAGGAUAGAGACAGAUAUGUGACUCACAAAACAUUAUUUCCAACUUGAUUGCUUACUGAAUCAUAUCUCAUAGGCACAGAGAUGCUCAGAUCAUAUUGAUAUAUCUCUUUUUUAUGUAAAAUGAUUCACUGAUGCUUUGUGACUAGUGCAGUGUUUAGAAGCCACCCCAUUACCGCUCACUCAAAAGAUUUCUUUGGUUGUGUAAUACAGUCUAAAAAUUCUCCGCCAGAGAUGUGUGUAUGGCCGCAUCAGACGGAACUUCUCUUUUCCUCUAACAAAAACUCUCCGACUGGUAUGUCUCAGAAAUAGAAAGUUGGAAUUCACUAGCCCGCGUUAUGGACAACGUUAUAGAACUGCACUUUGCUUUAGAGAAUACUUAAGACAUGGCCUGUUGGGCUUUGAGCAACUUUGAACAAAUGUAAGAGGUGGAUGAAUAAUCCUACAUGGAAAGACGUAGAUUUUGAAUAUCUUUACUAGAAGUAGACACACAAACGCACUCACUUAAUACACAUGGUUGCACGUCCACACUUAAUCAUGCAAUAUCAAACGGAAGGUAGAUAUAUUGCAUUGUGGAUUUUUUUUAUACGGUCUCCUGCCGUUGCAAUGCUUUGUUGUGGAUAGAGAUUUACAAAAUUAGCAUAGUCUGUGAAUGAGGUUUAGUACAUAGGGGAAGUAUAGUUAGAAACUUGUAUGAAGCUAUCAUUGCCCUUAUUACUAUUCUUCUUGUUUUUAUUAUUAUUGUUAUUUAUGUUAUUAUCAGUAUUAUCAAUGCUAUUUCUAUCCUUGCAUCAUGAUCGUUAUUUUUCUCAUUAUCAACAUCAUUAUCAUUAUCACUGGCUUAAACAUUAUUUUCAACAUUAUUGUCAUUGUCAUUGUUGUUAACAUUAUUAUCAUUAUCACUAUUACAUGUCUUUUAAGAAUAUAUUUAUUGCAAGGAUGAUAUGUUAUAAUUAUUGUGUUAUUGCUGUAUUCCCUCUGGCAUGAUAGCCUUUCCCAGUCAAGAAAAUGGUAAUGUAGAUUAUAAUAUCAUACAGCAGC
Molecule: messenger RNA, 3997 nt
Organism: Penaeus monodon (black tiger shrimp)
Lineage: Eukaryota; Metazoa; Arthropoda; Malacostraca; Decapoda; Penaeidae
Exons: 5
Coding region: 857-2506 (549 amino acids)
Source: RefSeq, a predicted model, not a curated record